Molecule: messenger RNA, 5692 nt
Organism: Anastrepha ludens (Mexican fruit fly)
Lineage: Eukaryota; Metazoa; Arthropoda; Insecta; Diptera; Tephritidae
Gene: Rhp
Product: rhophilin-2-A
Exons: 12
Coding region: 2439-4565 (708 amino acids)
Biological process (GO): negative regulation of stress fiber assembly; signal transduction
Molecular function (GO): protein binding
Source: RefSeq, a predicted model, not a curated record
UUUUUUUGAUUGUUUAUAUACGAGAUUUAUUCAUUAAAUAACAAGCCAACAUUAAAUUGAUGUGGAUAGCUAGUUACUGUGGUAUUUGAGGCAAUAACCUCGCCCACAAAUGUUGUAAAGUUGCUCUGGGUACACCGUAUUUGUAACCAGCUUUCAUGCUAUAGACUCGUCUUCUUGUGUCUCUGUCUGUGAGACCUUGCUUUGUUGCACUGUGUCGAGGUUUAUCUUUUUUCCGAAGUCCUCGAUGUAUCUCUUUACCGCGUUUCAGCUGUCCUCGCGUUCGAGCAAUUUGCUAAUUAUGUUGCUCGGCGCGAUGUUGCCAAAAAUGGAAUUUACAAUUGAUUAAAAUAAGCUCUAGUAGCUAAUGGAACAGUUUAAGACUAGUUGUUGACUGUAUUUCCAGUUAAUUGAUUUCCUCAGCAUGACCAUAACAUUUUCAAGUUCUUAGCAUUAUUGGUGGUGAGAUGAAGAACAAUAAAAGUGGGGAUAAAAGUGCAACAAAUGCCGUCAUGAUGUUGCAAUUCUACCGCCUAUCAUUUACCAAGCUAUCACUAGACCUGCUUGUAUAGCCUUAUUGCACUGGAUUAUUUUUUAUCAGUUUAUUUAUUUUUUAUUUGUUGUUUUUUGUUUCCUAAAUGCUUGGCUUUUGUAAUCAGGCUUUCGUGUUGCAAUGCUGUGCCGUUUGACCAUAGAAGCAGCCAACAGCAAACAGCCAGCAGCGAACAGCGUUAAUGCAAUGUCAUCACUGACGCGCCAACACGCCAACACGCCUCAACAAAUAUGCCACUUAUAGUAGAAUACCAACAAACAAACACGCACACACUCACACACAUACAAAGAAGCUAUGAUAGCAAUAAUAAUAAAACAUAAAAUAACUGCCGGCAUCAUUCUUGCUUGGCUGUACUUCAGCUAAGAACCGGAAAAAGAACGCAACGGUGCGACUGACUGACUAACUGACUGGUGGGGGCAUUACAUGAGUGUGGCUGCAAUACAGCAACAACAGCAGUAAUAACAGCAGCAGCAGCAAAUAAAACACACAAAAGUAACAAACGCCACGCGCCUGCGCCGCAUCAUGAUGUAAGCCUAAACGCUGGGAAAGUAAGCAACUAAAUGCCUCAAAUGGCAUUUGGCCGAUGGUGGUUUCCACCGCCAUCGCUACUCAAAGAUAAUUACUUCUUUAGCGCCGACGAUUUUCGAGUGCCGGCUUGCACGCAGGCGCAAUGUUGCUCGCUUAGGAGUACUGUUGUUGUUGUUGCAGCAGUAUUUGUUGUUGUCGUUUCUGAUUGCCGCUCUUGGCAUUGAUUUGGUUAGUGGCUAAGCUUUUUGUUUGUGCACGAUUUAUGUUUACAUUGGAACUAACAAGCAAACGAAGAAGAACAAGGAGGACAAGGAGGAGAAGAAGUAGAAAAUGAAGAAACUGAAAUUGAAGUAAUAUAAAAUGAGUAGCAUAACAAACGGCGCAUAGAUAAAUGAAGCACCGAAUACUAAAAAUUAAUAAGCAAGAAAAAGAAAGGAGAUGAACAAACGGUCCAUUGAUGAUGACUUUCUUCUUCUGUUCUCAGCGCCAACAAUACCAAUACUAAAGCACGCAUUUAGAUACAUACAAAUGUAUGUACGUAUGCAUCUAUUAUCUAUCCAUGCAUUCCCAUUCGUUCCCAACUCAAUGCAGGUGAUUAAUGUGUGAGCGUUGCCUCUUCACUGCCAAGCUAGCCGCUCGCUUAGUCGAACUCACUCCGCCAAGAAUGAUUCUCAAUUCGACUUUUGAGCCGCCUGGACGUAACAUUUGUGUUGUGCGCAUCACAUUUUGCAUCUCAUCAACUCCGAAUUGUUUUGGCUAGUGUAAUAUAAUAUAAAGAAAUAAAUUUAAAUAUUUCAUCCAAAGCUCAGUCAUAACAGCCAGGAGGCCAAUCAAGUUGAUGCGUGUGUGUAAUUUAAGUAAUACAAUAAUUUAUAUGCCGUGAUUAUUUUAAUUUCGUGUUUUUGCGAUUUGCAUUUGCAAGAUUAACUGCAUUUAUGCAGCUGUAAUAGUGCAGUUCAAUUGACAGUAAAUACGGUAAGUGAGCAGCAGGCAGUGACCGUAGUCCGCAGCGUCUGUAUGCAGCGGAAACAAUGGCGGCAAUGAAGUCAGUUACAUUGUUGCAUAUCGCCGUGAAUACACUACGAUGCCAUACAAUAUAAAAGUAGCAUUUAUGCUGUGUGUUAGUACAAUAUAUUAACGGUUUUGUCACAGCGGAUAUCGUGGAAAAAGUGUUGUGUGAAGUAAAGUUCGUUUCUUAAGUCUUUUGUUGGCAGUGAUGUGACAAGUGGGAAAAUUUACUCAAUAAUGAGUGCUCAGUAAUAUUGUAGUUUACGCGUUCCAUUACAACACAGUGAUAGUUGAAUUAUUGUGCAUAAAGUGACUUGUUUUCAUUGCAUUUGGCAGCGAUAGUAAUUUAGAAAUGGAUAUGGAUUACAUACUCAAAUUGGAGCAAAUGGGCUCCGAUCCACGUGCGGCCACAUGCCGUGGCAAGCUACAGACUCGUCGCUGCAAAUUGAAUCAGGAAAUCAAUAAGGAACUGCGACUGCGUGCUGGUGCUGAAAACCUUUUUAAAGCCACCACAAAUCGCAAACUGCGCGACACAGUCGCUUUGGAAUUGAGUUUCGUCAAUUCGAAUUUGCAGUUACUGAAAGAGCAAUUGGCUGAAUUGAAUUCAUCUGUGGAAAUCUAUCAGAACGAUAGUCAUGAAAGUGUUAUGCCAAUGAUACCACUUGGCUUGAAGGAAACAAAAGAAAUCAGUUUUAUGGAACCCUUUUCAGAUUUAAUUUUGGAGCAUUAUAGUGAAGAGCCGUCCUUAUAUUUGGACGCAAUCGCCGAUAUCACAGACACCAGACAGGCAUCCAGAACGCCGUCACGUGAUGCGCAAGGCGUGGCACUGCUUUUCCGUUACUACAAUUUGUUGUAUUAUGUGGAACGGAGAUUCUUCCCGCCAGAUCGGAAUUUGGGCGUUUACUUUGAGUGGUACGACUCCUUAACUGGUGUACCCUCCUGUCAGCGCACCAUUGCUUUCGAAAAGGCCUGCACUCUCUUCAAUUUGGGUGCCAUCUACACACAAAUCGGUGCACGCCACGAUCGCACCACCGAAAAAGGUUUGGAUGCAGCGGUGGAUAGCUUCUUGCGAGCCGCCGGCAUUUUUCGUCACAUCUACGACACAUUCACCAACGCCCCUUCGAUGGAUCUGAAACCGCAGGUGCUCGAUGUGCUGGUUUCGCUGAUGUUGUCACAAGCGCGUGAAUGUCUCUUCGAAAAGUUGCAGCUGCAAAUCGAAGCACUCGGUCUCACCGAGUCCAGUCAUCUUUUCAAAGACUUAGCGGGCGAGGCAGCACAACUGACGCUCGAAUACAAUGAAAUGCACAAAAACAUACAAAUGAACGACACACACACAUACUUGCCGGAGUGUUGGGCCGGCCUAGUGCCGCUCAAAGCUGAAUUCUAUAAAGCACUUGCCCACCAUUAUGAAGCGUGCAGCGUUGAUGUGGCCGCCGACAAGACAUCGCUCAGCACAAAGAAGAGUCAAGCCAACUCGCAUGGCGGCACCGCCAACGAGUCAUUUAUUGGAAAUGCGCGGGAGGCCUUACGUGCUGCUGCCGCUGCAUUUGACGAGAGCGAAGAGGAUGCCGCCAGUGCGACUGCGCUGAAGCGCGCCCAGCUGAAGGAGGCGAUCGCUAGUCAUGAAGAAACGCAACGCCUGCAGCGCAUGUGCCGAUUUUUGAAGAACAAACUAAGUCUGACGCAGGUUCUAAAAGAGGCCUACUACAAAACACAAGACGAGUACGAGAAAUUUCUUGAAGAGACACCAACAAGCGAUAUACAAGAUGACUUUCAAGUGAUAGAUGUCGUUGCAGAAGCCUGUUCAAAAUUCACACUCUCGCUAACCGGCCCAGAUUUUACAUCGCACAAAGUAGAGGAUCCCUUCAAACGUCUUGGACCCAUUGCGAUUUUUUCGGCACGUCGUCAUUGGACCGCGCCGCGCUGUGUACGCCUGCAGAAGGGAUCUUCCAUUUAUCACGAGAGCACAUCCACACAUUAUCGUUGUCACUGUCCAACACCAAAUGAAGGACACGAAGUUGGCUGUAGUCAAUACAAAGAGGAAGUGGAGAGUUUCGGUUUUCAUGUGCGAGGCGAUGCGCCGGUCAUUAUAGCGCACGUUGAAAUCAAUUCGUUGGCCGAUUUGGGCGGCAUUAAGGAGGGAGACUUCAUAGUAGAAAUCGCUGGCAUGGAUGUAAAAUGGUAUUCGCAUCAGCAGGUGGUGCGCCUAAUACAAUCCUGUGGCAGCACCUUAGAAUUGAAAGUCAUCACACCCAUGGAUAGGAAUUAUUUAAAGCCGCUGUCCUCGAAAGGCUCCAUUUCCACAUUAUCUGCGGCCAGCUCGUCAGGCGUUUCGUCAGGCUCAUCCAGCCCCACUGGCACCACCACAAAACCAAAGCCACGCUUCAAAACCACAUCGCCGAAGAGUCGUCUUGGCAGUCUGUCAUCAUCAUCUUGGAAUCCCUUUCGACGUACGCCAAGUUUGGCGAAAAUUUUCUAAAUGCGCUUGCGUGCCAAUGAAAACAAACAAAAAUUCCACUGGUGGCCAUUUUAUGCGUUUGGCGAAAAAACCUUCCGCAUUAUUAUCUUUCAAUUCAUUUAAAUAUAACUACUAUGUAUGUAUGUAUGUAUUUUUGUAUAUGUUUAUUUAAUUAUUUCUUUGUUUUUCUUUUAUUGUAAAAAAAGAAACAAAAGAAUUCUAAGUUUAAUUGAAAUUUUAUUGAAUCUUUUAAUUAGGCGACUUUUUCUUCAUAUUUCGUUUUGUUUGCAUGCUGCUAUAAUUUCGUUUAUUUUCUGGGUUAUGGAAAAUAUUUGUUAAUUGUAAAUUAUAUGCAAAAGUUAUACAAAUUUGAGGUUUCCAAAUGUAUUGAAAAUUUUUAAAUACUUUUGUUUUUGUAUUUAGUAUUUUUUGUACUUCUAAUUGUAAGCUUAUAAGAGUUUUUCAAACGAAAGAAAGUUAGGGUUAAGGCAAAGUGCUUCCAGGCCAACCUGCGGACGUUUUCAAAGCAAAAAAUAUAUAUAAUAUAUAAAUAAAAUGAAGGUGUUCGUAAAUUAAAAAUUGGAUAAUUAAAAAAUGUAUGUGUGUGUGGGCUUUUGGUAAGCCAACUGACGUGACUUUGAAAGGUUUUGCUUUAAGUCAAUAGAUAUUGAUCCAUCAUUAGAAAAAUUUAGAAUUUUCCACAAAAUGCUCACUCAAGCUGCGUCUAUGAGUGAUUAAUUGAUUAAAUAUGUCGAAAAAGCAAGCAAAUUAGUGCCUUACAGAAAAAUGUGCUCAGUCGACUUAAGUUGUUUUAUCAGAAGUGCACACAUAUGGGCAUAUUUUUCAAUCAGAACGAAUGAAUUUUGUAGUGAAAACCGUUACACACAUUUGUAUGUAUUUACACCUUAAUUGUUAGUACUUAAUCAAUAAGGUAAUUUUUUUUUUACAUAUAUCAGUAAAUAUUUAUGUACUUAUAGCUUUUGAGAAGCUUACAAAAUAAUUAUAUUUAAACGCCAUUAAGAAAAAAGUACACAAAAUAUAAGGUGGCGACAUUUAAAUUUGUAUGUUAUGCACAAAAUAUUUAGAGCCUGUAGUAUAUGUAUGUAUGUUUAUAUACGCAUUUAUUUUAUCGUAAAUAUAUUUUAUUU